UGGGAGGUAAAGCCAAACAAUAAAAACCCGGCGUUCGGUGGCUUUUACGCCUCCUGCACCCCAUUCCGCCUCCCCCAUCAAAAGACUAAUGCCAAGCCUUUUGACAUAUGGCGGCGCCUGACUCUGGUUAUCGGGGCCAAUGGACCCUGCACACGGUCCGUGUCGGUCGGGUCGUUUGGAAGCGAGUAUCCUCUGAUCUCUGGGGCAGAGGAAAAGCAGCUCAGGACGUCAGACGAGGGGGUCCGGUGGGAACGAGGUCGACGACCCCCUUUAUUUUUUUUCUUUUCAGAAGUUCAACUUCUCAAGUCAAACAUAUGAGGGGCCAUUUUCCGACGGCCGCUAAAACUUGCGCUCUGCCGCCAACAUACCCGCAACCCAACGCUAGCUGGCAUGUAGUACCUCCCCUUGUCCAAAAGCAGUCCCCGUAAUCGAGCAAGGAAAGACGGCGGGCCCCGUAUAUUUGCGUGACACGGAGAGGGGACGGAGGAAAGAUUGGAGGUCAAAGAGUUGUCCAUUCCUCCUCAUUCACAUGCAUUAGUGACGAUUUCUUUC
Messenger RNA from Microdochium trichocladiopsis, 552 nucleotides. RefSeq lists its product as uncharacterized. The coding region runs from base 108 to 428 and encodes 106 amino acids. The transcript has a single exon. NCBI's taxonomy places the organism in Eukaryota, Fungi, Ascomycota, Sordariomycetes, Xylariales, Microdochiaceae. The record is from RefSeq and is a predicted model, not a curated record.